AUGGGUUGCACACUCAGUGCCGAGGACAAGGCUGCUGUAGAAAGGAGCAAGAUGAUCGACAAAAACCUUCGAGCGGACGGUGAAAGAGCAGCGAGAGAAGUGAAAUUGCUUCUUCUUGGUAAGUGAAACCUUAAAUUCGUAAGCCAUGGAAGCGCGAAUCGACAUGAAAUAUCUAAGGCAUCGAUCGAUCUGUCCGACGGUCGAUUCAAAUAUGUAAAGGAAACCGUUGUGUUUGAUGUUUUUACACGAUCAAUCGCUUACUUUAGUCCUUCUAACCCCCAACUAUGUUGUAUACAGAAAAGGAAACCUUACAAGAUCUUUUUUUUUUUUUGACGUGGUUAUUUCCCCUUUCGCUUUGCUAUACUGUCGUAAAACACCGCACAAUUUACGCUGCUUGUGAGCGAUCUUCAGUGCCCUUAGCAACAUUUGGCCAGAGGUUUAUUUAUAACUCAGCGCAUACAAUCGAAUGCAACGAAACUGGUUUGUCCUUUAUACCUUUGUGGCCGCGAUAUGCUGUGCUCUAACAUCCUUAGUCUAGAUUCUAGGACUUUCCGCACUGGCCUAAUCCGCCAUUAGAUAUUGUAAACGAACAUUAGCUGCGAAAUGAAUAAAUUUGCCAUCAAACCUAAAACCAAUUUUACGCUUAUCUUGAACACGUCUCUGAGUUUCGUGCAAGGAUCUGCUUUACAGCUGUGUUAGGUGAAAAUUUCAAUUCUUGUAAGUUGCAGUAAAAAUCAGGAAUGUAAACGAAAACCGUUCAAGUGACCAUAUGACGAAACGCACGCGAGAAUGUUGUCGAACGAAGCAAACGAAACUGAAAAUGGUCGGUAACAUGCCUUCUAAUCGUGAAGCAGUUCUUAUCCCAUUUAACUUGGCUAUUUCAUGGAAUUUCGUUCCUCAUAUUAAGGUUAAUUUUUCGCCGACUCUCAACCGUAAUAAUUCUUUGCAAUAUUGGCGCGUGUGAAUUAAAAUCGAAUAAGUUAAAUCAGAUCAGAAAAUACUCGUUAUGGAAGUUGUGCGAUUCUACAGUGAAAGGAAGCCAGAGACGAAACAUUUUCUGCUGAGCUUAGACGCUUCUUACAACACUUCUGUGAACAAUUUCCUUCUAUUCUUUUAUUUUGUUUCAGCGCUAAAUCGUAGUUGUGACGGCCAAUAUAUAUUCGAUUGGAUUGUCCCCUUCUCUGCCUCUAUUUCGUUGUCGUUAUGAAACGUCGUAUUAUCCAUUUUUGUUUAGGCCACUCACUCUUGAUGGCAAUUUUCUAACUUUCGUACGUGAAGAGAAUUGACUGAAGAGAUGGGCUUAUCUGAUUACUGUACCCAUUGGGUCGUCUCCAUGGUUUGAUUUUUGUUUCCAUAAACAGGUGCUGAAUGCUCUCUAAAAGUUCUUAGGUAAUCACCAUUUGCUAUCUGCCUCUUUUUAAAUGAACUUGUAUCGUUUCCUUCUCUGUUUGUAGUAUAUAUUUUAAGACUGAUUAGCUUAUUUCUAUGUGGGGUUGAUUUUGUCUCGAUAACUUUUCCUAUCUGAAUGUCUCAUUAUUAAAAGUGAUGCGUUGAAAUUACUAAAGGCCAUAAAUCUACGAUUUGUUUGUUGUGGUUCUGUCUGUUACGUUGUUAAUGGUUCCGUCCAGCUGAUACAUGUAGACUAACAGUAGUUAGCAAAGCACAUAGUAUUCAUUCUUUUUGCUUUGUAUGUCCUUUGGAUAGCUGGAACUCUUCAACCCUUCAAAAAACUGACACCCUGAGAUACCUUUUUUAAGCCUCUUUUAGCUUUUAACACUGUGAUUUAUUUAUCAGGCAUGCAUAGUGGUUAAAACAGAAUAGCAAACUUUAUAUUUGUUGAUACUUUUUGUGGUUUGUUGCUGUCAUGUGUGAAUUCUUGAUAACCUGACCUCACUGCCAUACAGGUUUGCUAGUCGAGGACAACACUCACAAUAUAAUGGAUGUAUCGUUUUAUUGUACUAUAUUUAUCUCGCACAUCGGGGCUGUAACUGGCUUAAAAUCUGUGUUGCCCAGUCAGUUUAUUUGUGGUUCUAUUUGUUCGUCGUAUGUAUUUUCUUGUUUUUUGCGUUAAUGUAAAUUGACCACAAUACUGGCAAUAUUGAAUGUGGGCUAAAUGAGUUUCAUUUCUGAGUUUUCCAUUACAUUCACAUAUUGGCUGAUCUUUAAUUAAAGUCAUUUUAUAAAAAGAACUGUAUGUAGUAGGGGAUGAUGAAGUAGGCACAUUUAGGGUUAUGGCAAGUAAAGCUUCAUGUAUCACAAGUUUAUCAUUAUCGUAAUGUUACAUUGUAACCUAACCAUCUUGUGAUUAACUUGUGGUGAAUGAAAAUUAAUUUGUAGUGGCAUGCUCAGGGGUAAGAGAUUGUUUUGAAACGUAUCCUUUAAAUCCAUCAGCAAAUUUAGAAAAAAAUGGCCAACAUACGUGUAGUACAAUCAAAGCUCUCCUUGCGACCACUCUCGUAAGCGACCAGCUCUAGUUACGACCACCUUGGUGAACCCUGUUUGAACUGUGACUUAAACUUUGUAAUGAAAAGCUCUCAUAAGCAACCGCCCCUGUAAGCGACCACAACCACAUUUGGAAUUACCCAACUGGUCUUUUCCUUUAAUAAUAAUAAUGAUAUUGAUAAUGAUAAUACUAAUAAUAAUAUUGUUUGUAAGCGACCACUCAGACCCGAUAAAACUGCCUUCAAAAUUUUCUGACGUAGAUCAACUCAUUUUUGCACAAAUAUUUAGAUUUGCUGAUAUUUUGGUCUAAAAAAUUGGACGUAAAGUUUAUCCGUGUCUUUAUCAGGUAUAAAGAAACUCAUUAAUUUCUUUUGUUUUUUUUUUUCUGAGGCUCUCGUAAGCGACCACUAGUCGUUGUUUUAGCAUGUGGUCGCUAACGACAGCUUAUUCUCUUAAGCAACCAGCUCUAGUCAAGACCACUUUUUCGAAUUUCUGAGGUGGUCACUUUAGUAAAUGUUGGUGAACUUCACUGUUGUUUGUAAAACUUGUGGCACAAAUGCUAGCAAGAUUUGUUUCCAUUAUUUGUUAUUGGUAGAAACUAUGGAAUUGCUUGAUGUGUCCCACAGUGUAAGAUAAAUGUUGCUGGAGACCAGUGUUCAUGCUUGCAUUAAAGGGACUUUGUCAUGGCUGUGCAGUUCAUUUUGUUAACAAUGCCAUUGACGUGUCCUUCUUCGCUGUGCAACUUGAAAAAUUACUUGUGAAUGACAAAAUCACAGCUUCGUAACAAACAGAUACGUCUCCCAAUCAUUAUAUCAAAUUUUACAAACAAUAAGUUGAAAUCAAGAAAUUAAAUGAAGGAUGAUCAUCGCAGUUAUAUAAGCAACUUUUGCAGUUGCGAAAAGAAAGCAUGAAGAAAAUUCAGGCUUGUACGGGAUUCAAACCCUUGACCUCUGCGAUACCAAUGCAGCGCUCUACCAAUUAAGCUAACAAGCCAACUGGGAGCAGGUCGUUGAAUUGGUUCAUUAUAAACCUGUGAAAGGAUGAUGAUGAAGUUUUGAAUAUAUGAAAAUCAUAUAUGUGAACUGCGGAGUGAAGAAUUAAAUGAAGGAUGAUGAUCAUCCUUCAUUUAAUUCUUCACUCGGCAGUUGACAUAUAUGAUUUUAACAUUUGAAAUAAACUUUGAAAAACUGUUAGGCCAUUGAGUUUUCAAAAACCACAAAAUAAAAAUUAUUUCAAACCAUUUUAAUCUUCUUCAAGUUUGUCCGUCAGUGCUUUCUUUCAUAUUUGCUGUGUUAUUCAUUCCUUCAAUAAUUUUGUGCGUGGCUAUUUUUACAGUGUCACUCAAUUUGGUUGCAGUUACCAUUGCUUGAAUUUUGAUAAAUUUCAUCACACUUUUGGAUGACUAGAAAAUCUUUGUUUUUGCAGGGAAAUCUUAUGCAGGGCCCCCUUGAUUUCACAGGCUCAAAACAAUGGGUUCCCUUCAACUUUUUCAGAGCACAGCCUUGUUAACAUACCUAAAUCCUAGUGCUGGAAAAAAAAAAUUGAGAAUUCCUCCUUACCUUCUAUGUUAAAUGAAAGUUAUUAUUAGUGGAUAGACUCAAAGGUAAUAACAUCUAUUACCAAACUUAUGUUGGUUGUUAACUAACCAGCAAUUACUUUCUGGCUGUCAGACAUGAAGUGUACAGUAUCUGUAUGUGAAUUACUAAAACCCUUUUUGCGUCUUUGCCCUUACGAGGAGAUAAAUUCUUUGCUUGUCAAUGUCAAAAGCAGUGUUUUUUUAUCUAUCAAGGUGUUAAUUAAUCACAUCAUUUAUUUUGCAUCAUGCAGUGAACAACAUUAAGUCAUUUUAAAACAAUCUAUCAAGAGUCACGUUUUUGUCUAAAUGCUUUUAUAAUGUAUACUUUUUUGUAGGUUUUAUGUCAUAUAUCUUGUCUUCUACAUUUUUUUAUUGUCAAUCUCCUUGUUUUAAACUUUCUAUCAUUAUAAAACAAUCUAUCAAGAGUCAUGUUUUUGUCUAAAUCAGGGCUCAAAGUUAAAAUUUGAGUUUGGGAGCAGUUGUGCUGCCAGAUGUAAAUUUUUAGGCGCACUGCCGAAAUUUUAGGUGCACAGCUGAAAAUUUUAGGAGCACAGCUUAUAAUGUUGGGAGCAUCUAUUUCAAAAGAAAAAGUAAAAAGCUUAACAGUGCCACGUUUAUUUGUCAUCUUCGGUUUGUUACUGUGAUUGAUAAAACACAGCCGAUUUGCUACGCAGUAAUACCGUUGUGAUUUUUAAGACUAAUUUCUCUUUUUGACAGUACAGUUGUGUGUAAAGAAAAACUUACACUUGAAAAACAAUUCAAAACUGACAACAAUGAGUGUGUCAAACGAGAAUGAAAAUUAACCUUUAAUGAAUCUGUUAAAUGCGCAACGACUUACAUGUAACUAGAAUACGACUUUAAAAACUUUCUUACCUGGAAAAAAAGGCUCUUAAUCCGCAAUGUUUUUGUUUUGAUUGACGUUAAAACUGAACGUUCAACAUGAUUGUCCGUUGCCCAAAAAGUACGUGUUUCGUUCGUGGCAUAUAUUUGCAUGUGUCAGCGGUGUUUAUCACAAAACAGAAGAGUCUGGGAUGGAGUAAAACAUCGAAACAAAAAAGAACAUUCAAGUUCGUAGAAUCCAUUGGGAGAAAAGACCAAGUAAACAUAUGUCCCGUCUUUCUAGUUCGAGUUCGUAAGUAUAGUCGGAAGUAAGUCAGUCGCACUGUGCUUUGGGUUUUACGGCGCACAGGUGCGACUACACAUGAAUUUUUAGGCGCACAACUAAAAAUCCAGUUGCAUAUGCGACCAGUUAGUCGCUAACUUUGAGCCCUGUAAAUACUUUUAUAAUGUAUAAUGUUUUGUAGGUUUUAUGUCAUAUAUCUUGUCUUUUACAUUUUUUUUAUUGUCAAUCUCCUUUUUUUAAACUUUCUCUUUAGUCGUGUGAGUCCCAUGUUAUUAUAACAACCUUUUUUCCGGUUGAAUUGUGUAAGGUACAUAAUUUUAAUAGAUUUGUUUAAAUCUGUUGUAAUGUCAAUUUUUUUUUUCCUUCCAUGGUUUUUAGAAGGUCUGUCUAUUCAUCCUCUUCUUUUCUAUGAGCACUUACCAUUUGUACAAAAAUUUUGGUGAAAAACUUCCAUCAAAUUAAUGGUACUGGUAAUUUUUUUGCGCCGAAAACAGGAACAGGAUUGAGUUGUACCAUUUACAAAAUACUGGUAAAUUUUUCGCUUUCUCUCGACAUGAAGCCUGGCACUAGUAAUCCAGACAAAUGGUACAGAAAAAUAACCAACCCUUUGUCUUUGACUUUUUUUCAAAAAAGCUUUUUGAUGUAAUACUGGCCAUGUAUUCUUGUUGGCGUAAUAAUAAUGAUAAUAAGGGUCUUUAUUCAUAGUUGGGUAGUCACGACAUAUGUGUGGCUUUACAUACAUGACAAUGCAAUCUAUUUGAUGGCGUCAGACAUUCUUAAAGCGUUCUGUUUCAACAGCAGGUAAAAUAUAAUCAUGUCCUGUGUUUCGCAAAAAUCUCUUGUUUCUUAGCAUGUAAUAGUUGGUAAAGGGGGUGGGAAGGAGUAUCGGUGAUAAUGUUCCAUAGCUUACAGUUGCGAUUUCUGAUAACUUCAGCUAUUGCAUACAGGUUGUUGGUGUAUCUGAAUCUAAACGCUCGCUUAAAAAACUUGUCAAUGCGAUCAAGGUAUUUUACCUUGAUAUGCCACUCCCCAAAUCUCAAUUCCGUACAAAAACAGGGACAUAAUGUAAAAGAUCAAAUAAUUUUGUCAGUUGUUCUUUAGGGUGAGUUGUUCUUUAGGGCACAGUGUGCAAAGAAAGUAGUGUCCGAUAUCCCGGGGCUAGUGGAUUUUGCUAUCAGGCUAGUGAAUUCUGUUUUUAACUUGCCCGACGGGCAAGUGAUGUUCUUUGAGGAAUUCGAAUAACAGAAGAAGUGUGAAAUCAAUUUUGCUCGAUGAAAAGCUUUUGGGGCUAGUUGAAAUGAUGUCUGGGCUAGUAAAUGCUAGCUUCAGCUUGCCUGAAUGGCAAGCUGUAAAAAUGAUUUUCUUUGCACCCUGGGGCAUGUUGCCUUUAUAAGAGGGGAGAAUACAACUUUCAUGGCAUCAGGUUGAAAGAUAUUUUUUUUAAUAAAGUGAAGAAAUGUAAUAAUUUGCGUUAAGAUAUUAAGAGCUGGUUGAUUGAGACAUUCUUAAAAUGCGAGAUGGUUAGUGAUAGGGAAGCCAGGAAAUAAGAAAAAUGUUCAAUUACAAAUCUCUGGAGUUUGAUCUUUCUGUUGUAAAAAGUUAUUAAAGUAGAUGAAUGAACCCACAGUUACUGGUUGAUGUUGUUGUUGUUGUUGCUCUUGCACAUGGUGCUGGUAAAAGGAAAAUAAUAAUAGUUUAUUAUUGUUGCUGUUCUUUCUCCAUAGGUGCUGGAGAAUCUGGAAAGAGCACCAUAGUAAAGCAAAUGAAGUGAGAUUACAUUGUUUGAUUUUAUUCAUGACAACCACAACAGUUAAAUGUACAAUAAGAUGAAUUUACAUGUGUUUUCCCCAAAUAAAUAAAUUACAUUAUAUUACUAUUAUACAUGUAACAUUGUUUACAUUGAAAUCUGUGUUAAAUGGAUGCCCUGUAUUGAGUGAAGGAAUGGCUCAGUUUGUUUCAAAACCUUUCUUCUCAUAUUUUCUGUCAGUAACCUUGCCUCUCAUUAUAAGCUCCUUUUCAUUGGACCCCUGUAUGUCGCUGCUCUUUUGUUGUAGGGCUAGGUUCCAUAGUUGACUUUUUCCAUUCAUUUUUUCCUGCAACCAAUCUUGUGAGGCCUUGUUACAGCUGCACAGCACCUGUUUCUUGUAAAACCAUCCUAAGCUGAGAUGGUCAGUGCAGCUGCUGAUUGAUCUCAUCUUGGAAGUCAUCUGGUGUCCCCUCAGUGCCCAGUCAACAUGUGACAUCACCAUCUCUCCAAAAGAGAGACGGCUUAGGAUCAAAAUCAGUCAAACACUCUUGCACUCACAGCAGAGCACUUGGUUAUCCACAUGUUUGCAUCCAAGAAAUUUAAGUUAUGACAAGAGGGUCCAUCUGUAUCAAAUCUGUGCCGUCAUGUUAGUUGAAAGAUGUCCAAUCUCACUAGCUAGGCUUGGAGGCCAGUGCAUGUACAAUCUGUGUUCAACUUGAUGUUGGACUUCCAUGUUAUGGUCAAUUGACAGCUGUCAAAAUAGGUAUCAGCUGACAAGUGUCACAUGACUAUAUUGUGGGCUCAGGUGUACAACUCGUUAAGUUGAUGUUUUUUUUAGUUCUUUCGUGACUAGUCAUUGGUUUUCAAUUGAUCACAAGCUCAGGUCCCAUUUUUUUUCAGGAGGAAUUCAGUUUGCUUCUUACCUUUAGUCAAAGUUUGAUGAGAGCUUCGCUUUUAGUCUUGGCUAAAUCUAUAUAUUUCCAUGAAAAGUAAAUAGAGUAUGGAAUUUGCCAUAACAUUGGUUAUGUUUCUGCUCAUUUGUAGUCCCUUGUAGAACUUGAUGCAUUAUUUUACUUUAUAGAAUUAUUCAUGAACAUGGUUAUACUCAAGAAGAGUGUGCACAGUACAAACAAGUUGUAUAUAGCAACACGAUACAGUCAAUGAUUGCCAUAAUCAGGGCAUUAGGAACCUUGAAGAUUGAAUUUGGUCACAUGGAUAGAGCAGUAAGUAUAGUAUUAUUUUCCUUGGAAUCACAGACCAUUUUAUUGUUAACCCCUAGCAGUUAAAUUAAUGACAGGUUGCUUGUGUAGUAUACAGCUGAGUGGUAAAAAUAUCGCUUAAACAAUAAAUCUGUCUAUUCUACAAUUUAUAACAAGGCAACACAUGAAUUGAGGGUGAGUGUUCAAAAAUGGCCCUUUCAACCAGUGAUUCCAUGUGAUAUUUACCUUUGUCACUUAAACACGAGGUAAUGUCGAGCAAGUUUCUAAAAGGUUAUCAGAAGUAUUGCAGCAGAAAGUUUUUCUCACAAUAUAAAUUUCCACUUUUGAACAAGAUAUUGCAAUGUUAUUACAAGACAAGGAAAAAAAGUAACAUCAACAAGGUUGUGAAAUCACUGUCUUCGGAAGACAUUGCUCAAGCUCUGCCUUUAGCCCUUUUAAGGCGACUUGGUAUGGAAGCAAAUGAAAAAAACAAACUUUCCCUGCUUUGUGUGCUUCUCAUCUUUUUGAAGUUUCAGCCAAGACAUGGCAAAUAAAUGUGUGCGCACUUAAGGUGCGUUCACACUUGGUUCCCGGGCACUGGUGCCCAGUUACGAUACUUGCUGGUUGCUAAUGUGAACACACCUUUUUUUAAAGUACCCGCACUAUAAUUCGGGCAUGGUUCCGGUGCCUGGGUACAAGGUUGAGACCUUGUACUCGGGCACUAAAGUAAGCACUGGGUCCCUGUGUGCACAUGUUUUCAGUUGGUUCCAAGAAGUGUUACCCACAGUCAACUUCUUCACUCCUUUUGCAAAAAUGGUGUCUGCUGACCCAGCAAAGUGGACGAAAGACAACUUGGGUACCCAGAGUGUGGACAAAGCACCAUUUUGUACCGUGCCCGGGAACUAGUACCCUGACACUAAAUGUGAACGCACCCUUAUUUGUCAUUUGUCAGCUGUAGAGUCUUGUAGAGGGCCCACAGAGUUUAUUGUUUCUUGUAUUCUAUAUUCAUGGGCCUUGUAUCAUGAUUUGUAUGGUAUCGUAGGAAAAUGCAUUGUGUGGCCUUGCUAUGCGGGCUUUCUUCCAGCAAUCCUUGCAGUUGGUUGUUGGCUUCUUUUCAUUUCACAUAUGUCGCUUUCAGGAUGAUGCACGGGAGCUGUUUGCACUAGCAGGAAGUAUGGAGGAUGUAAAGUUCACCCCUGAGCUUGUGUCGAUAAUGAAGAGAUUAUGGAAUGAUCCUGGAGUACAAAACUGCUUUUCAAGAUCAAGAGAGUUUCAGCUAAAUGAUUCUGCUGCAUAGUACGUAAACAGUUGUUGUUUGAAAUGUGGGGUCCCUGAAAAUAUCCAUACCAUCAUAUAUGCAGGGUCUUUGAAAAUUCUGUUGGGGGGUCUUGCAUGUAAGAGCCAAAGGUUUGAAAGGAAUUUAUUAACCUUAAUUAAAAAAAAAUUCCAGGUUUGUUGAAUUGGGGGUUCAACCAAAAAAUCCCACCAAAGGGGAGAAUAGUUAUUUUCUGGACCAACAGAAUAAGGUACCUGUAAUUCAGUAAAUCUUCUGAAUGUGCAAUAUCCACCACUAGGGUAUUGUAGCAUGUCUCAUGUAUGGCAAUGUAAUUCAAGGUUGUUGUAACAAUAGACAUUGUUUGCGAGUAGCCUCAUUAUCGUGUGUGAACUUAAGGGACGUGCAUCUGACUAAAUUACACAGUUGGUGUAACACUUCUUGGUAGAUAAUAAACCUAAAAAGACUUGAUUUCUUCUUAACUAAACAGUUGUGCUCGAGAUAAAAAUUUAAGGAAGUCCUAUGCUACACCUGUAUCUGUUUAAGCCCCAAUAUCCACAUACAAAUUCUUCAAACUGAUCUCCAUACAUUCCUAAUCCUCUUGCGAGCACCCUUCACCCAGGUUAUAAUAUAAACAUAAUCUCUUGGGGUAUACAUGUUCAUUUACAUGGUACAGCUGUAGUUAAGCACUGAGUUUCAUCGUUAAAAAAGUACAUGUAACUAAUACUAUUGAAAUGAAAGUAAGCAUAUAAUUUGGAAAGCUGACAGAAUGUCAGUCUUUAGUGGACCAGUCCAAUCAAAAUUAACAGAUUAAAUUCUUUUUCCUUACAUUUCCAGUUACCUGAAUGCACUGGAUAGAUUAGGAUCACCAGAAUACAUACCAACAGAGCAAGAUGUACUUAGAACAAGAGUCAAAACAACGGGGAUCGUUGAGACUCAUUUUACAUUCAAAGAUCUCCACUUCAAGUAAGUCAUCUGCAUAGUAACUUUAAGCCUUUAAGCCCCAAUAUCCACAAACAAAUUCUCCAAACUGAUCUCUAUACAUUUCCUUCAAGAAUAAGUUGAGAGAAUUUGAUAAAAGAUCAAGGCAUUUUUCCUUAGGUGAUCACUUUAUUAAUUCUCAUAACCUAAUCUAUUGACAUUGUAUGGAUAUCGUUAGGAGAAAAUUGACGUUAGACACUAUUGGGACUUAAAGGGUUAAGCAUAGCCCUUUGACUCCCAAACACGCUGCUCUAUCUAUUUCUCUUCUUCAAUAUUAAUUAUUUUACCCAAGUCAGUAAGACAGGUUCCAACAAUGUUACUCUAACCCUUUAACUCUAAAAGAGGUACCCUGUAAUAGACCUGCCAUAGACAUGUCUAUUUUGAAAAAAAAAGGAUUGGUCUUUUCAAUGUUUAAAGCCUUUGUUAUAGGCUUUCUGAGAAAUGACCCCACCCCCCCAGGAAAUUGACUUCCAAGGUGUCAAUGUUAAGGUUUCCUAUUUACAGUUUAAAAAAAACAAGGAAUGCAUAUUUCUGGCUUUUUCUUGAUAAUAUUAUAACUGAUAAAGAAGAGACUAAACCGAAUUCAUGCUCAGAUAGCUAAGUGGCUCUUGAAUACCCAGACUAUGGUGGCAAAUUUCUGGAGAUAUUUUUCACUUCUAUUGGACAAAAAGGGUUUAAUUUUUGGUUGUAUUCAGCUUUGUAGCAAAUUUUCAAUUAGCCUUUUGAUAAACCUGUGUUAUGUUUUGUCUGGUUUUUGAUGUUUCUCAAAACAAGAUAUAAAUGUAAACACCACUUUGAGCAGUCUUGUAAUUUAAAAUUCACGUUUUAAUUCCCUCUGAUGUUUAAUUUUUUUGACCAAAAGUUCUUGAUAAUAUUGUACACCAAUGUAACACUAACUGUUCAUGGUUACAAAUAUCCUGUGAACUGUUUCAGCAGAUUAUUUUUUAUAAGGAAUAGUAAUAAUGAGGAAAGAAAUUCUGAAAAGGUAGGACAAAUUUUAAUAACUUGUUUUUUUGUUGAUGUUGCAGAAUGUUUGAUGUUGGAGGGCAGAGAUCUGAAAGAAAGAAAUGGAUUCACUGUUUUGAAGGUGUGACUGCCAUCAUCUUCUGCGUUGCUCUCAGUGCAUAUGACUUAGUACUGGCAGAAGAUGAAGAAAUGGUAAGAUACAGAGUUGUGUUAAAGGCCACAAAAUGUUGUCCUAAAGUGAGCUGAGAAACUGUGUUGCUGUGAACCCAAGAGUCAGAGACACAGUAAGGAGGCUUUAGUUGUGGAAUGGCAGUGUUUUUGGUGGGAUUUAGUCUCAUCAUUGCUUUGUUGCUUUAGCACUUAUGAGUUUACCAACGGUUGCAGAGCAUCACCACAACAUUUGCACACGCACAUUUGAAAGCAUAAUGAGCGACACGAACCACAAGUUAAGAAAGUUGUUGUUGCCUGUUUAUAAGAGCAACUAUAAUCUAAGGCGCACGCGCACUUUCACUUUGCCACGUUGCAAGACAAAUAGAUUUAAGAACAGUUUUUUUAUGGCCUCAGGCAGAAUGGUAAAUAAUUUUUUCUUAUUAUACGUCUUCUUAUUUUACGUCUUAUUAUGCGUCUUUAGUCUUAGCUAUUACAAUUAUUACUCAUUUUUACAAUUAUUAGUAUAAAUUAUUACCAUUAUGUAAAUACGCAAUUCAGCUUAUGCUGCAAUGUAUUUAAUAAAGUACUUACCUACCUACCUACCUUGUUAAAAUGUGGUAGGAAUAGAGGGUUUUUGCCUAGGUAUUGAUGGAUUAUAAACAGGCAAAAUUGGGCGCAGGUGAACAAUUGCAUUUAGAAAAUUAUAAUAAUGGUAGCGCAUAUGAAAUUUGAACAGGGAAAAUCCUUAGCAGCUGCCGGCAGGUUUUUUUGUAAUUGCACUUCUUUGCAGAUAAAAACAGUCUGCAUCCAGCACGUGCUGUCACAGAAUUUUUUUCAUUACCUUCUUCCAUUUUAAGAUUAAGUGGGGUUUUGGCAGCCAUUGUUAGUGAUGUCUUAAUUGUACUUAAUGGUGCCCAUUUGUUGUUUUACAGAACCGAAUGAUGGAGAGUAUGAAGCUGUUUGACUCCAUCUGUAACAACAAAUGGUUCACGGAUACAUCGAUAAUCCUUUUCCUGAACAAGAAGGAUCUUUUUGCGGAAAAAAUCACCAAGUCACCUUUGACCAUCUGCUUCCCUGAAUACACAGGUAAACUGAGACUUCAGGACAAAGGAAAAUUGUUAACUGUAAAGGGAAGAUAAGCUUUAAAAAAAGACAAAAAAAUAUUCAUUGUGCAUAAUUAUACCUUUAAAGAGUCGAAUUUGGAAUCUCUCUGUUUGGUCACAGAAAGCUUAUUAACCCUUUACGUCCCAACAGUGACGGACAGCAAUUUUCUCCUAAAAUUUUCAGUAUAUAGUCAGGUAGAAAGGUGAUGAGAAUUAAGGACAGGAUCACUGAAGAAAAUAUGCUUGGAUCUUUAAACAAAUUCUCUCAAGCAAUUUUUCAAGAAAUGUAUGGAGGCUAGUCUGGAGAAUUUGUGUAUUGAUCUUGGGCAGCGUGCAAAGAAAGUAGUGUCUGAUAGCCCGGGGCUGGUGGAUUUUGCUAUCGGGCUAGUGAAUUCUGUUUUUAACUUGCCCGACGGGCAAGUGAUGUUCUUUGAGGAAUUCGAAUAACAGAAGAAAUGUGAAAUCAAUUCUGCUCGACGAAAAGCUUUUGGGGCUAGUUGAAAUGACGUCUGGGCUAGUAAAUGCUAGCUUCAGCUUGCCCGAAUGGCAAGCUGUAAAAAUGAUUUUCUUUGCACCCUGUCUUGAGGCUUGAAGAGUUAAUGCUUUGACAAUAUUUGCGAUGUUAGGCUCAAACACAUACGAGGAAGCUGCUGCCUACAUCCAACUUCAGUUUGAGAAUCUUAACAAGAGAAAGGACACAAAGGAGAUCUACACCCACUUCACAUGUGCCACAGACACCAACAAUAUACAGUUUGUGUUCGAUGCCGUCACGGAUGUCAUCAUCAAGAACAACCUUAAAGACUGUGGACUGUUCUAAACUGCAUUGGACCUUAUUGGGGUAUGUGAGAUAGGUUUUACAGUCAAUUAAACAUGAGACUAUGUUAUCUGCACUCAACAAAAUUAAUAGAGGAUAUUACACUGGCGUGCAGAGAUACAAAAUUUCUCUUCAAGUCUUGAAAAGUGUGUGAACGAGUGAAAUAUUUUUGAACAUGAGAAGAUAAAUUUCGUAUCUGCAAGCAGCCAUGUAAUGUUAUAUUUAUUAUAAACAGCAAUGAAAUGCAGAACCAUUUUACUGAAUUUUUUGUUGUUGUUGUGAAAGGUGCGAUGUAUUAUGUGGCCGUAGCAAUGGUGAUCUUUUCACAUGUGAAGAUAACAUGUUAGUUUCACGUGAAGAUAUCAUGUUUUUGCCCGAAAGCUCACCUGGUAUUUCAUUGGCGUUUAUAUAGUAUAAUAAAUUAAUAGACAAUAAUGUAGUGUUGUUGCCUACUGUAUUUGUUUUUUCUUUAAGACUAAAAUUUGUAAGCGCCAUUUCUGGCAAAGUUUCUUGGAAAAUCACACACAAACUGAAAGUAAGAGGAAAUCAAAAUACGCGAUCAUCGCAGUCUCCAUUGUCUUUACCCUCAUAGGCCAUAGGUCUAAAUCAUCAAGUCUGUAAGAAAUCACUCAGUUACAGUGCAACCCUGAUAAAACGAAGUACCAAGGAACUGGCAAAUUUUGUUCGCUAUAACGAGGUUUUGUUAUAUCGAGGUUCUUUUCUAUACACGUAUUUUACUAUUACUGGGGUGAACAAAAGCGUUCGUUAUACCGAGGAUUUUCAUUAUAAUAAUUUUAUAGAGGGUUCCACUCUUAUUGUAAAGUGGAGGCUGUUGACAAACUUCAGG
Messenger RNA from Porites lobata, 14221 nucleotides. Lineage: Eukaryota; Metazoa; Cnidaria; Anthozoa; Scleractinia; Poritidae. The record is from the annotation of a GenBank genome assembly.